Molecule: messenger RNA, 872 nt
Organism: Scomber japonicus (chub mackerel)
Lineage: Eukaryota; Metazoa; Chordata; Actinopteri; Scombriformes; Scombridae
Gene: tspan37
Product: tetraspanin 37
Exons: 7
Coding region: 41-775 (244 amino acids)
Cellular component (GO): membrane
Source: RefSeq, a predicted model, not a curated record
UCUGGCUCGAUUACUGCGCACUUAAAGUUUAAGUCUGAAAAUGAGAAGAAAUGCUUUAAAAACAACUCUACAACUCACAUCCCAACUUCUGUGGGUGGUGGGGUUGGUGGUCGGUCUGAGUGGAGUCUACCUGCUGAUGAAGUACAGACACAGCAGCUUGUUUUUUACUCACAUCUACAUCAUCCUGCCAGCUGUCUUUGCACUCGCCAGCGCUGUGUUCCUAUUGGCCGCUGGAUGCCUCGGCUCCUGGCUGAGCCUCAGGGAUUCCACCUUUCUGCAGGGGCUGUUUGUUUAUCUACUAGUUGUGGUCUUUUGUCUGGAAAGCACAGCUUCAGCGUUGGCUUAUUUCCACUCUAUAAAGCUGGACUCAGAGAUAGCCCCCCUCAGUGAAGUGUUUCAGAAGUACACAGGCAGCAGCCAGGACCCCAACUCCCGUGCUGUGGAUGCUACACAAGAAGAGUUGCAGUGUUGUGGUGUCCAUGACUACAGGGACUGGCUGAAAACCUCCUGGUUUAACCAUACAGGAGGACUCUAUGUUCCUCACAGCUGCUGCAACUCUACUUUCCCCUCCUGCAAUGGGACUGUGAAUCAACAGUGGCAGCUUAACCAACAGGGUUGCCAGGUGAAGCUGGAGAUGACCUUACAGUUUGUGCUGAGUUUUAUCAAUUGGUGUUCCCUGCUGGUUUUAGUGGUGGAGGUUGUUUCGAUUCUGACGGUGACGCAACUGAUGAGGGAUCAACCAUUUAUGGAGCAUCAAGUGUGGGACAAAACUUAAAAACCUUGUGAUGGAUCGGACAGCGCUGCACUUUGCACAGAUACUGUAUAGUUUGUCAUAUGAUAUCAUCUACAAUAAGUGCAACAAAAUAUUACUG